Molecule: messenger RNA, 411 nt
Organism: Peronospora matthiolae
Lineage: Eukaryota; Oomycota; Peronosporomycetes; Peronosporales; Peronosporaceae
Source: the annotation of a GenBank genome assembly
AUGCUAUUGGGUGCUCCAGUGAGUUGGGGUAGCAAGAAGCAUCCAAGUGUGCCACUGUCUACAAGUGAAGGGGAGUACAUUGAGCUAAGUCUGGCGGUUCAAGAAGGCAAGUGGACUCACCGCUUACUAUGCGAGAUCAUGGCGGCUGCUAACGAGGACGGACCCGAGCUCAUGAUCCGCGAAGACAACCAGUCCUGCAUCAAAACGACCAAGAAUCCGGUCAACCACGGCCGCGUCAAACACAUUGAUAUCAAGUACCAUCACAUUCGCGAUGAAGUCAAGCGCGGUGAAGUGAAGCUUGAAUACUGCGAGACGACGAUGAUGUGGGCAGACAGUAUGACCAAGGGACUCCACGGACCGCGCCACAAGGACUUAAAACCGCCGCUAGGCAUCUGUUCGCAUUCGGAUUGA